Hydra vulgaris (swiftwater hydra) is the source of this 736-nucleotide messenger RNA. Lineage: Eukaryota; Metazoa; Cnidaria; Hydrozoa; Anthoathecata; Hydridae. The record is from RefSeq and is a predicted model, not a curated record.
UGAAUUUCUUUAACUAGCUGUGCAGCUAAACAAACACAAAGCCAACAAAGCCUCUUGUUGUUGGAAUAUAAGAGAUAAAAUUUUUACAUUUAUUAUAACAUAAACAUUAAGGAGCAGUUCUUAACACAUUGUUAAGUAUUCUUACUAAACUCUAAAAAAAUGAAGUGUAUUGCUGUAAUUAUGACUUUGUUGGUUGCUGCUUAUGCAGAAAGAAAGUGCAACCAAAUAUGCCCAAGGAUUUAUGCACCGAUUUGUGGUCACGACGGAAAAACAUAUGACAGCGAUUGUGCCUUAAAAUCUGAAUCUUGUCUUAGUCAGAAGCCCAUAGUUCAAGUGUAUGAUGGCGAAUGCGACCCUAAAGGCGACUGCAAUCUUGCUUGCAACAAAAUAUAUGCUCCAGUUUGUGGUAGUGACAAAAACCUUUACUCGAACGAAUGUGUUUUGAGACAAGCUGCAUGCAAACAAAAGAAAGCUAUUAUUGUUGUUCAACGAGCUCUUAAAAAAGAUGAUUGUAAAUCUUGUUCGAUCCUAUGUACAAGAGAAUAUAAUCCAGUAUGCGGAUCAGAUGGAAAAACCUACGCCACAGAAUGCGUUAUGAAAAGUGUUGCAUGCAUGAACGAAAAAGCUAUUAUUGCCGUUAGCAAUGGACCAUGCAAAGAUAAAUAAAAUCUUCUAACCUGUAUCACUUUGAAGUUUUAGCGAUCAGUAUUAUUUAAUAUAAGUUAUUCGAACUUAA